CCACUGUUACUCCCAGUUUCGGUUUUGAAAGUUGAUCAAAUGCGACGUACUGGCUACGUGUUGCUGUCAUACGUAUUUCUGCCGUUGAAGAGCAUCUGGUGAACAUGGUUGAUGAUGCUAUUUCAACUGUGAAUGUUUCCAAUGGUCAUAUGCAUGUCACAGAGUCUGCUGCAUCUCCUGAAUCAGAGCCUAUUGGAGAAAACAAUACAGUGAUCAGAAUUGGUGCAGAUGCACAUCAUCCAUCCAACAGGUUACACGAACAAAGAUUAUUUGGGUUACCUCUUUCCCCAUCAGUCAUUACUACAACAAGGGCAGAAAUACAACAGCCUCUACCAAGCUAUGAAGAAGCUAAUAAUCCUAAUGCUCCUCCACCGUCUUACGAUUCGCUUUUUGGGCGAGUAAAUGAAGUACGAAAGACUUCACGAGGUUUCGUCGAUUUCGUCAAAAAACUAUUUUUCUUCCUACUUGGAAAAAUUGGCCUUAUGAUAAUCAUUGGAAUCACUAUUCUAGUUCCUAUUUGUAUGCUUGUUGUUGGUUCGGUUUACUUUUAUGAUUGUCCAGCUGAAAAUUAUAUUCCAAUCUACUUGAUAGUAGGAGGUGCUUGCGGCUUAGUGAAGCAGUUUCUAUCCCUCAGAGUUCGUUCACAGCAAUCUCAAGAAGCCGACCUCGAAGUUCCUGAUAGCUCUUUGACAGCAUCCAUUCAGUCAUUAAUAAAUAGCUUUUUGAUUUGCUGGUUCGUUACGGGUUGUUACUGGGUGUAUCACAUUUAUGAACCCAACUACAGUGAUUGGUCAGAUCCAAACUAUUGUAGCCCUGUGUUGUUUUCAUUUGCUUUCUGGCUGUUGACUUCGACGUACAUUUUUGCUGGCGUCGCGGUAAUACUGCUUUGUUGCAUCAGCUGCACAGCCCUGUUUUUGACAAGAAAUAGAUAGUUAGUGAUUUACUCUAAGGACGACGCACAUAAGGACGAAAUGUAAAAAGGAAAACGUGCCAAAAAAAACGAACCUGCGUACUGAAAUGUAAAAGCAUUCUGCAUAUCAACAUUCCGUGAAACGUACAUCGAUUACACUUGCUGUUUUGACGCUCGUGAUCAAUACAUUUUCCCAUUUUUUUGUAUA
Molecule: messenger RNA, 1118 nt
Organism: Daphnia carinata
Lineage: Eukaryota; Metazoa; Arthropoda; Branchiopoda; Diplostraca; Daphniidae
Product: transmembrane protein 272-like
Exons: 7
Coding region: 105-932 (275 amino acids)
Source: RefSeq, a predicted model, not a curated record